Molecule: messenger RNA, 3455 nt
Organism: Oppiella nova
Lineage: Eukaryota; Metazoa; Arthropoda; Arachnida; Sarcoptiformes; Oppiidae
Source: the annotation of a GenBank genome assembly
AUUCAUUUAACUAACAGUUUGUGUGCAAAACAUUAUAUUUACAAAUGUGUCACAAGUUUUGUGUAAAUAUAGCGUAAAAUGGCUUUCAAUUGUCUCCGUAAUCAGUGACCAAACGGUUUACGGUAUUAUCAUUUGCUUUGUGACCAAAUCCGGUGACCAUUUGUGACAAUGAGUGCUGAGCCGAAACGGGUGUCGCUGAAGACCGUGCCAUCGGUGGCCAACACUUGCGACAGACUCGACAACAACCACAAGAAGUCGAAGAAUGGGCCCAAAGAGGCGCCGAAAGAGCCGAAAACGAGACGAUUUACGGUUACUCUGCGGUUGAGUGAAGACACCGACGAAUUCAAUGAGUUCUCGUUCAAUGAGUUGAUGAAGACUUCCGACGACAAGGAUGCCGAACCUAACGGUGCGGAUGCGGACGACGCCUACCUGUCCGUCGACGACGAACAGAACGAACAGAAGUUACGAAAACUCGCGAAAAGCUUUGAACUGAAAUACGGGCCGAAGAAGCGGCGUAUGAUUGAGGACCACAUCGACAAAGGGAGCGGUUAUGACGACACGGAUCCCUUCAUUGACAACGAGGAGGCGUACGACGAGUUGGUGCCCUCGACCCUCACCACCAAAUACGGCGGCUUUUAUAUCAAUUGCGGUGAACUCGAGUUCAGACCCCUUUCGCCAGAAGUCGUAGACAUGAACGUCGAGGAGGAGGAGGACGACGACGAAGAGGACAACAUUAGACCUGUGCUUAAGCGCAAAAAGAAGUUAAAACUUAUAAACCAGAAGAGGAGGCGUCCGAGCGUUGAUUUGGUCCAAAAGAACGCCACGAAUAAGACAACGCUUCCCAACAAAACGGUGAAAGAAAUGCUGAGACAUAAGAAGUUUAUUACACCGAAUGCCAGCAAUAAUACCAAUAAUGUCGAAGAGAUUCAGUUGAAUGACUCGGAGGAAGAGGUUAUGGUCUCGGCGUCAGUGAAGGAUGUGGUCGACUGUGUGGCCAAAGGCGAGGAUCAGUCCAACGGCCAUAAGACGAUGACAUCGAAUGGUAAUAUAGAGGCCGAAGAACUUAAUAGAACUGAUGUCUUACAACCGGUUCAAUUGCCCGACAAUUUGCCACAAGACCUGCGUUUAUUGAUCGAUAAGAUUAAAAAGUUGGCCCAAACAUCACACGACGGCAAACGGAACUUCUUCACCCAAGAAAUCAAUAAACUUCUCUUUGAAGUGGAAACUAAGACCAAAUCACUGCCACAACUGAGCAAAACGCAAAUAUACGCUCAUUUGGCGUCAAAACUUCCGGUCACUAAACAGACACUCAUCUCGAAGGUGAAGAAGGCGUCGGUCGAGACGUUUGAUUACGAACUCAACUCAGCGAUGGCUCGGAUGCAAGUGUUGGUGAAAGCGAAUACAGACACUGUGUUUCAGAAGUAUCAACAGGACAUGCAAAAUGCCAAAGAACUGGACGAAAAGAACAAACAAAGCGGUACUCAGCAUAUGGUGACACUUCCGCGCAAAGUGUUUUCGUUUAGUCCAGAAAUGCGACAACAGUUGGACCGCGCAGUCAGAGCUAAAAUCAAUUUAUACGACCAAAUCAGUCAUAAGAGCCAAACGAUUACUCUUAAGGACUAUUUGUUUGAGUUCUUGGAGCAGAAAGUGAAACCCAUUUUCCCGAAGGGAUGGAUGAGUACUGAGCACUUGAAGCGUAGAGUCAAGUGGAUUAAAGACAUACUGCCGCCGGCAGAGAGUCGCAACUGGAGGCCCAAAGAGCCCAGACAGCCAUCGCCACAACAACCGCCACAAUCACACCAACAGUCCCAACAGUCAUCACCACAAACACAAACUGUGGGCAAACCGACGGCGCAGACCAACGCAGUGACUAAAAGUCAGCCCUCUCUGCCCGAAAAGUGUACAAAACCUGAAAGUGAUUCAAAUCAACGAAAAUCGUUACUGAAUUCAAAUAACAGUAAAUUGACUGCAAAUCCCUAUCAAAUGGCUUCUAAAAUGAGUGACAAUAUGAGUGAAGGACUCGGAAGUAAAUUCAUGCCAAACCCCAAAGAGACUAAGAAUAGCAUCAAUAAUACUGAUUACAUGACAAACGUUACAUCAAUUGAUUUGUCGACAAAAGCGCGUUCGUCUCCCAAACCGACGGUUCCGACGGCCAAAGUGUCGCCAAUGAAUUUGAAGACAUCGCCCAACACAUCAUCUCUCCUUAAAUCCGAUGCAAUCAAAUCCAGUUCCCCAUCGCCUUCCGCGUCGCCGCUGUCCGUCAACUCUAUACUGAGUUCCAGCAAAACGAGUGAAAAGGCGGACAAAUUGAGUCGAGAGGAGUGUCUGACGAAAGUGAUUGAACGGAGUUUAGGAGACUAUCCCAACAGUUAUACCAAUAGUCAGAGGAAUUCAAAGACAAACUCUUUGCCACAGAAUUCGAUUCUGUUUGCGAAUGAGAUGUUUGCCAAAGGAUUCACUAAUAGUGCUAAAGAGUCGGUGAAAGCCAAGCCUGAGGUCAUCGAAAUAGCCUCAUCUCCCGAGCCAUACAUUAAAAGCCAUCAAACGACACAUCAGACAACCCCUUCCAAACAACAACUGUCCUCUCAAUCAUCACAUGCCGCGUCCUUACAGUUCAUACAGAACUUCCAGCAACAACAGCACCAAAAGUCGAUGCAAUCGCAGCAAAAGACAGCUAACAAACAGUACUCUAUGUCUCAACCGUUGACUUCGACCACUUCGGCAUCAAAUGUUAGUUUUUCGCGGACAUCAGAAGUGCCUAAAAAGAAGUACAACUCAUCGACUUCUUUGAUUCAGUCAUCAAAUACUCCAAAACUGGAACAGGAUUUGCGUCAAAACGCUUCAAAAGUGGACUCAAUUUUACAUCAGUCAUACAUCAGUGCUAACUCCGGGCGGAACAGUAGUCGCGACACAUCCAUAAGCAUUACGCCGAUUCCGCAAAGUAAAUCAAACGACAUUAUGACCCCUAAACAGAGCACCAGUUCCCGACUCAUGAGCACAGCGGCUGUCGUGACAUCGGCUUCACCGACGAUCACCACAAUUGCCAAUAACCCGCUUAUGAUGGACGCAUACCUGCGCCAAAUACAGUCAUUCGCCACCAGCGGACAAAUACCGCCGUAUCUGAGGUUUUUGGACACUCCUAUCUACCAAACGGCACAAACCUCUCCAAACCUCUACUAUCCCUAUCAGAACACCAUUUCUCCCAAUAAUUCCAACAAUAAGACCACAAAAGACAAGUAAAACACUUGCUAUGAGUGCUGUAUAAUAGUUGUCACAUAACUGUAUAAUUUAGUGGACAAGUAGGGACGGCCUACCGUAAGUACAGUAUAAAUUAACUAAUUCAGUACGAGUUUCGAUUCAUUUAUAACAAAAUAAUCAAAUUUUUAAGACUCAAUAAUUGACAGUAAGAGUUUUGAAUGAUUUUAUAUCUAGUUUUAUGAUAACUACUAAUCGAG